Molecule: messenger RNA, 408 nt
Organism: Guyanagaster necrorhizus
Lineage: Eukaryota; Fungi; Basidiomycota; Agaricomycetes; Agaricales; Physalacriaceae
Exons: 3
Coding region: 1-408 (135 amino acids)
Source: RefSeq, a predicted model, not a curated record
AUGAUUGGAACGACUAUCCUGCGUCGGACGCCAAGGUCCCUUUUUCUUAACGCUACGCACAGAUCAGUAUCUUCCACGGUUCCGAGAGCUCGGAGAUUUCUAGUGUUUGCGCCCGACAAAACAGAAGAAGGCAUUCUUGCUCGUCGGUUCCAAGUGAGGCCGCAGCACCUAGAAAGGAUACAUGUUUUCCUCAAAAAUGGGACCUUGAAGGAUGGAGGGUUGAUGGUCGACCCAGAGGUAGAACCCGAGCCGGGAAAGUUGGCAGCUAUAGGUUCCUGUUUGAUACUCGAGGCCGAGACGUUGGCGGAUGCCAAGAAACUGGUGGAAUCUGAUAUUUACUACACGUCGGGCGUCUGGGAUCCUGAGAAACUGGUUAUUGUACCGUUCAUUCCUGCGACUUUGCCAUGA